GCUUAGCAGCAGAAUUUUCUCAGCUGGAAACCCCCAGAAGACAAUUGUUCAUUUCCACGCCGAAAUGAAUGGAAAUAUAAAAGUUUCCGUUAGAGCAAGACUUGCCGCCAAACGCUGACAAAAAAUACAAAUUGAAUUAAGUGCCCGUGGUGGUUCUCCAUGAAAAUCUUGGGGAUUCGGUGGCUCAAAUCUCGAGUCUUAGCCAAAGCCGCCGCGUGACUGAUCUCUUUCGCGAUCUGCUGGUCGGCAAAUGCACAAAGCUUCGGCUCUCGGCCGUCGAAAGGGGCGUGUGUGCUCUCCCUCUCCGCCGCUCUUUGGGCCGAGAUUUGUCAGAAUAUUUCUCAUGUUGCGGGUAUAAAUAACAGGGCUACUUGAGACGUCUAAGCAUAACACAUUCAGCUCUUCGGUCAAGAAGUCCAAGCAACACCAAACCAGCAAAAUGUUCAAACUGAUUGCCCUCGUAUCUGCCCUGUGCGCCGUGGCCAAUGCCGGAGUGAUCUCGCCCUACAGCCAUGGAUACGGACUGGGAUACGGAGCUGCCUUGGCUCCGGCUUAUGCCGCCCCGGCCGUGAUCUCGCACGCCCCGAUCAUCAAGAGCUACGCCGCCCCCAUUCUGGCCCACCCGGUGGCCACCUCCUAUGCCAACACCUACAAGGUGGCCACCAAGGCCAUCCCAGUGGUCCAUGCCGCUCCCCUGGUGCACGCCGCUCCUCUGGUCCAUGCCGUGCCUGCCCUGCACUCCACCUCCACCUACCACGGAUCCUAUGGCGGUUACGGUAGCUACGGUCUGGGAUACUCCGGCUACGGUCACGGAGCCUACCUGCACUAAGGAUCUGGAUGUCGGAAAGGAUACCAGCCCCGUUGACGACCCCGAUUGAAGUGAGAACAUUCAGCGGAUAAUUCGCAUUUUGCUGCCGUCAAAGUGUUGAAUUUGCAUUUCGUAGUCAGAGGCGGAAAUACAAAUUGUGUACAAAAAUCCUCAAAACCCAGACACCCACUUGGAGACAGAGACAACUAGAUAACUAAGGACAACUAAUGGGAGGCGGCGAGAGCGAGAGAUAUUGAUGAAGGAUCAAGUUUCGUUGAUUUUGUUAUUAUGGUGCAACUCCAUGC
Molecule: messenger RNA, 1113 nt
Organism: Drosophila teissieri
Lineage: Eukaryota; Metazoa; Arthropoda; Insecta; Diptera; Drosophilidae
Product: cuticle protein 65
Exons: 2
Coding region: 440-829 (129 amino acids)
Source: RefSeq, a predicted model, not a curated record